Oreochromis niloticus (Nile tilapia) is the source of this 2402-nucleotide messenger RNA. Its product is annotated as zinc finger protein Gfi-1b. The transcript has 8 exons. Bases 551 to 1708 code for a protein of 385 amino acids. The record is from RefSeq and is a predicted model, not a curated record. Gene Ontology annotation, molecular function: RNA polymerase II cis-regulatory region sequence-specific DNA binding; DNA-binding transcription factor activity, RNA polymerase II-specific. Lineage: Eukaryota; Metazoa; Chordata; Actinopteri; Cichliformes; Cichlidae.
ACGAGUUCCUUCACUUGUUUUUAAGCUAUAUAUGUUGGUUGGAAAGCUCCUCCAGGCCUCUCUGUAACAUCAAUAUCAGGAAUAAAACAUUUGAGCAUUAAAAAAAAACCUUCAGUCCAUCUUUGAAUACAUGCAUAUACAUACACAUAUAGGGUGAUUUUUAAAGUCUUGUCACUUUUCUCUGAUUGAAGUCACCUCAAAGACUAGACAAACAGGUGCCUGUCGCCUUGGUGAUGAGCCUAUGCAAGUGUGGUGGGAUCGCAGGCAACCCACGUGACUGUUUCCAGGUCUCACUUUAUUCUUAUCACUUUAGGCUCUGUGGGUGAUUUUGUAACGGUGGAUCUAAAACUCUGGCAGCUUAUAUUUAUUGAGUGGCCGAUCAAUAUUGGCGGUCUUGGUUAAAAAAUUGUACCAAAAUUAAGAGUUCUUUGUUUUUGUGUUUUUUCUAUACAGAUUAUUUUUUGGCAGCCAGUUGAAAUAAGCCUAAAAAGGACCCUUUGUUUUCCUAAGCAAAUUUCCACAAUUUGAAGCCGGCAAGAGUCAGAUUUCCAUGAAAAUCAGUGAGGGGUGGAGUCAACAAAAGGUAGGCUACAACUGUCACUACCGUCACUGUCACUUCACACUGCUUUCCUUUAUCGACACCAGCGCAUCUCUUCUCCGCGGAUCAACUUCAACAGAUAGGAUUUUUAUUUUUCUUGGAAAAGGACAAGAAACUACAUUUAACAAAUUACGACAAAGAAUUUGUACAUGUCGGAGUUGCUACAAUUUGCACGAAAGAUGUUGGAUUUACUACAGUAUCAUUAUGCCGAGAUGUUUCAUGGUGAAGAUCAGAAAGUUUUUCAGGCGAAUGACAACCAUUCAAGACGAAAAUGAGCCGGUAUUUUCAGCCUCAGACAACCAGCCGCUCAGAAAACACUGUUCCCCAACUUCAAGUGACUAUAGUUGUGUUGUCUGUCAAAAGGUUUACUCAACCGUUCAUGGACUUGAGGUCCACAGCAGAAGGUCUCACAAAAGAAAGAAGCCCUUUGUCUGCAUACUGUGCAAUAAAUCUUUUGGUCAUGUUGUCAGCUUGAGACAGCAUAUGAACAUCCACUCAAAGGAAAAAAGAUUUGAGUGCGAGGUCUGUAGCAAAACUUUUAAUCGUUCCUUUGCACUCAAAAGACAUCUGAUAAUCCAUUCGGACAUCAGGCCUUACCCCUGCCAGUACUGUAACAAGAGGUUUCAUCGGAGGUCUGAUAUGAAGAAGCACACACGCGUUCACACUGGUGAAAAGCCUCACAAAUGUGAAAUUUGUGGCAAUGCUUUCAGCCAAAGCUCCAACCUGAUCACACAUCAGUGGUCACACUCAGGCUUCAAACCUUACCACUGUGACAUUUGUCCAAAGGGUUUCCAACGUAAGAUGGCUCUGCAAAGGCACCACAAGCGCCAGCAUGGCGUAAACUCAGCUGAGUUUCCCUGUAUUUUUACUGUACCGUAUUUUAUUGUAUUUGUUCAUAUUGUGGUUUAUGAUUAUCUUCAAAACUACUUCAACACUUCCAUCACCAUCCUCAUCAGGUACUCUGGUCAGAAUGAGAAUGAUUUCAUUUCUAAGGGUUUUCGGCCGUUUUGUGAGGCGAACUAUGCAUCUCCCAUGUACUGUUUGUUUAUUCCCACCCAAGAUUAUACCUUGUUUAUCUUCUUAAUUAUGUACCUGAUGCUCAUACACUGACCACUGAGGUUAGUAACUCAAAACAGUUCUGGUUACUGUCAUGGUUUGUGUUUUGAAUUUUCUUGUGUUUUGGUAUCUGUUAUGUAUUAGUAUGAUUAUUAUUUUUCAUUUAACUGGUUAGUUCUGAGUUUAUUCUUAUUACCUCGCUGAGUUUACUUAUGAUCAGUUUAGUUAUUUGUUUAUUAGGUUCCCUUGAGUCUUUGUUCUCUGUGCCCCUCUCUGUGUCUCUGUUUGUGUACGUUUGUUCCAUGCCUCUCCUGUCUGUUUUGUCCUCUGUAUGUUGCUCCAUAGUUAUGUCCGCAUCUCAUCUCCCAUUGUCACUUCCUUGUUCCCUUGUUAAGUCAGAGUGUCUUAGUCUGCCUUUUUCCUGUUUUAUUUUGACAGUCUCGUGGUCGAUGUUCAGCAUGUUUAGUUUUGCCUUCCCUGUGGCGUCAGAUUCAUUUGUAUCAGCUGUGUUCCCCCUGUGUUUCCACUUCCCCUGAUCACCUACUGUCUGUAUAUAUUGUGUGAGUUUCCCCCCAACCGUUGCCAUCGCGGGUGCUUUCCCCCGUGGCUCUCCUGUGUCCCUCCCGUGUUUCCAGUGUUUCUCUAAUGUUCUGGGUUUUGUCUUUUUUUUAGUUUCUCCAGUUCAGGCAAUCCUCUGUUAGUUUGUUAUUUAUGUUUCUUCCCCAUUGGCUAUAUCUGCCUAAAUAAA